Falco peregrinus (peregrine falcon) is the source of this 2254-nucleotide messenger RNA. It is a transcript of the gene SLC25A1, whose product is annotated as solute carrier family 25 member 1. Bases 66 to 998 code for a protein of 310 amino acids. Gene Ontology annotation, biological process: mitochondrial citrate transmembrane transport. The transcript has 9 exons. NCBI's taxonomy places the organism in Eukaryota, Metazoa, Chordata, Aves, Falconiformes, Falconidae. The record is from RefSeq and is a predicted model, not a curated record.
CCCUGAAAUACGGCCCCGGCCGCCGCCGCCGCCGGGCAGCGCAGGAGCCGCGGCACAGCGCGGCCAUGCCCGCCCCCGCCGCGCCCCGCCGCCUGGCCGCCGCCGCCCCCGCCGGCAAGGCCAAGCUCACCCACCCCGGCAAGGCCAUCCUGGCAGGUGGCCUGGCCGGAGGGAUAGAGAUCUGCAUCACAUUCCCCACUGAGUACGUGAAGACGCAGCUGCAGCUGGACGAGAAGGCAAACCCUCCCCGCUACAAGGGCAUCGGGGACUGCGUGAAGCAGACUGUCCGUGACCAUGGCAUCCGGGGGCUGUACCGGGGGCUCAGCUCGCUGGUGUACGGUUCCAUCCCCAAGGCCGCCGUCAGGUUUGGGAUGUUCGAGUUCCUCAGCAACCAGAUGAGAGACGAGCAAGGGCGACUGGACAGCACGCGGGGUCUCAUCUGUGGGCUGGGCGCUGGUGUGGCCGAGGCUGUGGUGGUGGUCUGCCCCAUGGAGACCGUAAAGGUGAAGUUUAUCCAUGAUCAGUGCUCCCCUAAGCCCAAAUACCGCGGCUUCUUCCAUGGCGUCCGGGAGAUCGUUCGGGAACAGGGAUUGAAGGGGACCUACCAGGGCUUAACCGCAACUGUCCUCAAGCAAGGAUCGAACCAGGCCAUUCGCUUCUUUGUCAUGACAUCCCUCAAGAACUGGUACAAAGGGGAUGAUCCCAACAAGGUCAUCAACCCCUUUGUCACAGGGGUGUUUGGAGCUCUAGCCGGAGCUGCGAGUGUCUUUGGCAACACCCCCUUGGAUGUGGUGAAGACCAGGAUGCAGGGGCUGGAAGCACACAAGUACAAGAGCACCUGGGACUGCGCUUACCAGAUCAUGAAACACGAAGGACCCCUGGCGUUUUACAAGGGCACAGUGCCUCGCCUGGGCCGCGUCUGCCUCGAUGUGGCCAUCGUCUUCGUCAUCUAUGAUGAGGUGGUCAAGUUCCUCAACAAGGUGUGGAAAACGGACUGAGGGGGCCGGGCCGGGGCGGCCCCCACCUCCCUCGCCCUGCGGGGCUGCAGCUGGAGAGCCAUGACCAAGCCCGCAGCUGCCUGCUGGCGCUGCCAGGGGCCAAGUCUGCCCACGGUGUGUGUCCCCCACCCCAAACCCAGCCACCUCUGUGUUUAGGAACAGGCUCUGAAGCAGGUUAAAUUAUUAGUUCUGCGCUAAAAGGAGCAGAGAGGGAGCAGCAUCCCAGCAUCCGGUCCCCCAGCAUCCCAGUUAUGCCCACCCUAGUCCCCUGGUGACACCUUCCCCUGGUCUCAUCACCUGUGAGCACUGGUUAGUUAGGGUGAGGUGUCCCCUGGGAUGGUGGCCUUGUGUCCCCAGGGCCCCUGGUGGCCAGGAGCUGCCUGCUGCUUGGGGGCCAGCUCUUUCUGGGGGUGCUGAGAUCCUCCUGGGGGCUCUGUGGGUGCAGUGGCCAAGCUGUGCACCAGGCAUCGCAGCUGGCGGGGGGCUCCUGGGGCUGACAUUGCUGGCUGGGAGCGAUGCGCCUGGUCUCACAGCAACUUGGGGGGGGGGGCACCAGCCCCACGAGCUGGUGUGGCCCCAGGCUCCGUCCUCCCUGCCAGCACCAAGACUCCCCUGGGGUGCAGCACCCUGGCCCCCCGGGUCCCACUCAGCCCUAUGCUGCUGAGCAGGUGCUGCCCAGACUUGCACAUCCAGCCAGGCCUUUUGUCCUCCUCACCAUGGGGCCAGGAUUGGGGUGAGCCGGGUGCUCCCAUCUCUUGCCAUUUACAGUUGAGACGUGUACGUGAGCUGGGAUGAGGAGGCACAGCCCCAUGCCGCAGACUUGGCCCCUCCGCUGGGGGUGCAAACCCCUUCUUCUGCCACAUUCCCCUCCAUCUGCCUUCCCGCCACCUCUCCGCUCCCCAUAGGUAACCCCAUAGUUCUUGGAGCUUCACGCUGACCCACUAACAGCCAUGGUGGCCGUGGGGCAGGAGCCCUGCCCUGCCCUGUGCUGGGCUUGGCCCCAUGGGAUUUGUGCCAAUCUUCUCCCAAAGGAGCCGGGAGGUGCGGGAGCCAGGGCUCAGCCUGUCCCUCCUCCUGGCACUAGUGGUGAAUGCAGCCUUAACAGGGGGGCGAAGGAGGAGAAGGGAAGCCCGGGUGCGGUUUACCUGCGGCUUUCUGCUCUGAAGCCAGUGAGGAUUGUGUUGAUUUUUUUUUUUUUUUUUAUUAUUAUUAUUCUGUUUUACAUUCGCAAUUUGAAUAAAAUCAGUCUGGCUUUA